AUGAACGACUCGAAUUCCUCGGGGUUGGCGUGUCUGACGGACGGGCCGGUGGCGCCGGCGACCCGCCGGUACACGCUGGGCACCACGGUGGUUCUCUCCGUGCUGGUCAGCAUCACGGUCCUGCUCAGCAUCACCGGGAACAUCUUCAUCUGCGUGGCCGUCACCAGCGAGAGGAAACUGCGCUCCGUUCAUAACCGGUACCUUGUGUCGCUGGCGGUGUCUGACCUGAUGGUGGGGCUGGUGAUCAUGCCGCCCGCCCUGGUGACGGAGCUGCUGGGGUACUGGUUCUUCGGGGAGGCGCUGUGCGGCGUGUUCCUGGCCGUGGACAUCUUCGCCUGCACCGCUUCCAUCAUCAACCUGUGCGCUAUCAGCUUAGACAGGUACUGGUCGGUCGCACGCCCUGCGGACUACAGGCGGCAGGGGCUGUCUCGCAAGCGGGUGAGGCUCGCCAUCGUGGCCGUGUGGGUCACCUCAGCCGCCAUCUGCCUCCCCUCGCUUGUGGGCUGGACAAACGACAUGUACUGGUCGGUCGCACGCCCUGCGGACUACAGGCGGCAGGGGCUGUCUCGCAAGCGGGUGAGGCUCGCCAUCGUGGCCGUGUGGGUCACCUCAGCCGCCAUCUGCCUCCCCUCGCUUGUGGGCUGGACAAACGACAUGUACAUUGAUAACCAGCAGCUUCCCCAGUGUGAGUACACUAACAACAUCGGGUACGUGGUCUACUCUACUGUGGGAUCCUUCUACCUGCCGCUGGUCAUCAUGACAGUCGCCUACGUACGCGUGUGCUGGGCUGUCAAGGACAGGAUCCUGCGGAAUCAGCGACGCAAGAUGAUCCCUUUGAAGACCCUCAACGGCAACAACAAGCGCAAGGAGGCGGCCAUAGCAGAGGGAGUGUCCGGAAACAUUUGUCACACCACAGACGAGAAAGACAGUGACGACCAGCUCGAAGAAGCGAUUCAGGACGAAGAGAAUCGGAACGUCUUGACCGUUCCCCCGGACGGCGUGCGCAGGACAGCGGGACGGAGCAGGCACCAACAACAGUCCGGAGGCACCGAGCUCCAACAUGGCGGCAACACCCGGCUUUUGUGUUGUCGGAAAGAAAGCGACCCAGAUGAAAACACAAAGAGCACAACGGAGCGCACCCAGAAGAGCACCCAGCGCAGUUGUGCCGAAAACGGCAAAGAAAAGCAGAAUGGCCCAAACAAUCUCCUCCUGAGCGCAGUUGUGCUACACGAAAGGUCGCUCCUGUCGUUCUCAGUAAGCUCAGCGACAACCAGUUCUCUGCCAAACCCCCACAGACCAGGGGAUUGCUCGAAACUCGAGAAAAGACUGUCACUACCCGAGCUACGGGACACAAAGACUGUUGACCAACCCGAGUCCGGCGUCAGGCCGGAGGGAAACACACGCUCUAUGGAGUACAUGGUCAUAGUCCACCCUCCUCCAUCCGCGGAGGAACAAAACCAGCAAGAAGCUCCUCCUCCUACUUCCAAAAGCUUGACAACAACGCCAAAGAAGAAAGUGAACAUGCUGUCUCCCCAUGUCAGAAAACAGAGAGACUGCAGGAGGCGCAUAGAGAUAGAACAUGACCUGGAAGACCUGACAUCUACUUUCUCCAACAUCGCCCACAACGACCUCAUCAUCAAAGACGACAAGGAGUUGUCCAAACUCCACCGCCUGGUCCACUGCCACAACCCAAACGUCCUGAGGAAGAGACUCAUGGGCAACAGGGAUAGACGGUUGAUAGUUGUGGUGGGGAUCAUCAUGAGCGUGUUCGUGCUCUGCUGGCUGCCCUUCUUCCUGACGUACGUUGUCCAGACGGCAUGCGGCAGCUGCGACGUCCCCGAGCCGCUCUUCAAGUUCUUCACCUGGCUGGGCUACUGCAACAGCUCCCUCAACCCCGUCCUCUACACAAUCUUCAACAGGGACUUCCGCAAGGUGUUCUACAAAAAGAUUCUAAGACGUGAACUCGCUAAGUAGAAGUGCCAUCAACUACACUUAUUCGUUUUCAGAGGUUAGCCUACUUUAAGGCAAAAUUGUAAGUUAUGUGAAUCUAUGUACAGGUGUGAAUUAGUGUUCAGUUCUAUACGUCUCAUUGAAUGUCUUUUUUUGUAACUUUUUGCCGUAAUGACCAUAAAU
This is a messenger RNA of Branchiostoma belcheri (Belcher's lancelet), 2133 nucleotides long. RefSeq names its product alpha-2C adrenergic receptor-like. Gene Ontology annotation, biological process: adenylate cyclase-activating adrenergic receptor signaling pathway. The record is from RefSeq and is a predicted model, not a curated record. The transcript has 6 exons. NCBI's taxonomy places the organism in Eukaryota, Metazoa, Chordata, Leptocardii, Amphioxiformes, Branchiostomatidae. Bases 1 to 1974 code for a protein of 657 amino acids. Gene Ontology annotation, cellular component: membrane. Gene Ontology annotation, molecular function: G protein-coupled receptor activity.